CUCAAAUUGGCCAAGCUCUCUUCUAAGCAGAUUCAGUCGUGGAAGCAGCUGACAGAAAGGCUGGAAGGACUUGACUCCCCAGUUUCGCAUGAGCUUUCUUGCUGCUGACCACGGAGAUGAAAGGAGCAAGGCUAUUAGUCCUGCUUUCCAGUUUAUGGAGCGGAGGCUUUGGGCUAAACAACACUGCGCAUCCCGGGACUACUCCUGAGAAUGAGGACGCCCAGAAGAACGUGACCGCUGCUUCGGUUCCUCUAAGCAAAAUACAAAGCCUCCAAGGGCUGCCAACCACCCAGAUCACGUCGGCUGAGACAGUCACAGCUUCCCAGGCAAGCACCUCCAAAGAGAGUCUUCUGAGAUCAGCAUCGUCUCCCACAGGCACAAGUGCAUCUCCCAAGGGGGCGAGGAACCAAAUGCUCACACCCACAGAAGAGACAGAAAUGGUGCUGAAGUUACAAACUCUUGACCUCCCGACCCAGUCUAGCCCCCAGUUUAGUCCUAAAGCGGAGUCAGUGGUCCUUUCCAACUCCACGCUGAAAUUUCUUCAGAGCUUUGCCCGAAGGCACAAUGAACAAGCCGUUUCUCGAAACUUCGUUGGAGGUGUGGAAAAUCGAUCUCCACGAGAAACAUACCUCAGCAGGGGUGACAGAAGUGGAAGCCAACGAAACAGCUAUCAAAAAUCAAGUUUUGAAACGACCAGAGGAAAGAACUGGUGUGCUUAUGUACACACGAGAUUAUCUCCCACAGUGGUGCUGGACAACCAAGUCACUUAUGUCCCAAGUGGCAGAGGGCCCUGUGGCUGGACCAGUGGAUCUUGUCCUCAGAGAUCUCAGAAGGUAUCAAAUCCUAUCUAUAGGAUGCAACAUAAAAUUGUCACCUCAUUGGAAUGGAAGUGCUGCCCUGGAUUCAGUGGACCAAAUUGUCAGCUAAAAGCCCAGGAACAGCAGCAGCUGAUACACAGCAACCAGGCUGAGAGUCACACCGCUGUUGGCAGAAGGACACCAGAGCAGCAGCAACAGCAGCAGCAAGACUGCGGUGACCCAGCAGUGACGCAAAAAAUGAGUGAACAGAUGACCCACCAGGCAAUGAUACUGACCCUCCUGCAGAAGAAGAUUGACAAUAUUUCCUUGGCUGUGACUGAUUUAAGGGACAAGUACUCCUCCCUCGAAGGGAAGAUCGCCGAAGAUAAAGGCAGGGAAUUUCAGUCUUUUCUAAAAGGUCUAAAAUUCAAAAGCCUCAAUGAUCUGGUGAAGGAGAUGGUAAGAGAACAAUUUAAAUAUUUUCAAAAUGACAUGCAAGAGACCAUAGCACAGCUCUUCAAGACCAUAUCAACUCUCUCAGAGGACCUUGAAAACACCAAGCAAAUAGUUCAACAAGUUAAUGAAUCUGUGGUUUCAGUAGCAGCCCAGCAAAAAUCUGUUUCAAUGCAGGACAAUAGGCCCACUUCGACAGAGAUAUUGGAUCUAAAAAAUCGCAUUGUGAAUAUAAGACAAGAAAUGACUUUUACAUGUGAGAAGCCAAUUAAAGAGCUAGAAGCAAAGCAGACUCAUUUAGAAGGUGCUCUAGAACAGGAGCACUCAAGGAGUUUUCUGUAUUAUGAGUCCCUCAACAAGACUCUUUCUAAAAUGAAGGAAGUGCAAGAUCACCUUUUAUUAAUUGAACGAGGAUCAGAGCAGAAGGGUGUUCCAGCUGUUGAAUCAAUUAGCAAAAAUGUCACUGGGCAUAUGUCUACUCUACAAGAAAAUAUAAAGAAGCACGGUUUGACACUGCUGCAGAUAUUUGAUGAUUUGCACAUCCAAGACAACAAAAUUAACAAUCUCACCCUCACUUUGGAGAUGGAGAAGGAAUCUGUCAGGGAGGAAUGUGAAGACAUGUUAUCCAAAUGCAGAAGGGAUUUUAAGUUUCAAAUUAAGGACACAGAAGAGAAUUUACAAGUUUUAAACCAAACCUUGGCUGAGGUUCUCUUUCCAAUGGAUGAUAAAAUGGACAAAAUGAAUGAGCGGCUAAAUGACUUGACUUAUGACAUGGAGAUUCUUCAGCCUUUGCUGGAGCAGAGAACAUCACUUAGAGAGACCAUGACAUAUGAACAACCAAAAGAAGCAGUAGCUACACAGAAAAAAGUGGAAAAUCUGACUAGUGCUGUCAACAGUCUAAAUUUUCUCAUCAAAGAACUUACAAAAAGAUACAACUUGCUUAGAAAUGAAGUACAGACUCGUAGUGAAGCCUUAGACAGACGUAUCAAUGAACAUACCUUAGAAACAGAAGAUGGUCUAAAUAAGACAAUAACUAUUAUAAAUAAUGCCAUUGAUUCCAUUCAAGAUAACUACGUGUUAAAAGAGACUUUAAAUACAAUAAAGCAUAAUCCUGAGGCCCAUCAAAAAUGUAGCCAAAAUAUGGAAACUGUUUUGACAUUUAUUUCUCAGUUCCAACAUUUGAAUGAUUCUAUUCAGAUUUUGGUCAAUGACAAUCAGAAAUAUAACUUAGUUUUACAAGUUGCCAAGGCUCUUGCAUAUAUUCCUAAAGAUGAAAAACUAAGUCUUUACAACUUUCAGAAGAUUUCUCAAAUGUUCAAUGAAACCAGUUCCCAAGUCACGACAUACCAGCAGAAUUUGAGUCAUUUGGAGGAAAAAAUACUUGCAGCCACAAAGAUUUCCAAAAAUUUUGAAACUCGGUUGCAAGGUAUUGAGUUUAAAGUGAACAAGACACUCAUACCUUAUUAUGUUUCAUUUAAAAAAGGCAGUGUGCCUGCAAAUGAGAGAGACCAAGCUCUACAAUGGCAGGCAUUAAAUUCCAGAUUUAAAGCACUGGAAACCAAAUCCAUCCACUUUUCCAUUAAUUUCUCUUUACUUAACAAAACUCUCUAUGAAGCUUUAACAAUGUGUCACGAUGCUUCCACCAGCAUUUCAGAACUGAAUGCUACCAUGCCUGAGAGGAUCAAAGCUUCCCUACCAGAUAUCCUGCUUCUUCAGAAAGGUCUGACGGAAUUUGUCGAAUCGGUAGUUGAAAUAAAAACUCAAACUGCCCUAUCUAAUUUAACUCAGUAUAUAAAUCAGUCAUUGUCUGGUAGUUUUGCAAAUGUUGUCAAGUCACAGAAGCAAAUGAAACUAUCGCUGAAGAAACCCAAUCCACUUAAGAAACCAAACGUGAAUCUGACCACUGCCCUGAUAGGCCGGACCCAAAGAAACACAGACAGCCUUGUACUUCCUGUGACAGAGGAGUAUUCAGACUGCAGCAAGUCCCCAUGCCAGAAUGGGGGCACAUGUAUCAACGGAAGAACUAGCUUUAUCUGUGCGUGUCGACAUCCUUUUACUGGUGACAAUUGUACCGUCAAGCUGGUGGAGGAAAAUGCUUUAGCUCCAGAUUUUUCAAAAGGCUCUUACAGAUAUGCACCAAUGGUGGCAUUUUUUGCAUCUCAUACUUAUGGAAUGACUACACCCGGUCCUAUCCUGUUUAAUAACUUGGAUGUCAACUAUGGAGCCUCAUAUACUCCAAGUACUGGAAAAUUCAGAAUUCCCUAUCUUGGGGUAUAUGUUUUUAAGUAUACCAUUGAGUCAUUUAGUGCUCAUCUCUCUGGAUUUUUAGUGGUGGAUGGAGUAGACAAGCUCGCAUUCGAGUCUGAAAAUAUUAACAGGGAAAUAUACUGCAAUAGAGUUUUGACUGGGGAUGCCUUAUUGGAAUUAAAUUAUGGGCAGGAAGUGUGGUUGCGCCUUGUAAAAGGAACAAUUCCCGCCAAAUUUCCCCCUGCUACUACAUUUAGUGGUUAUUUGUUAUAUCGUACGUAAAUUAGCAUGAAAGACAGACUGUCACCUUUACUGAGAAACAGCCAGUGUUUUUAUUUAUCUUUGCAUGCACAUCUGCUCUGUUUUUGGUUUUUCCACAUGAAUGAAAACUAACUUUUUAAAUCUGAGGAAGACUGUUUCAAGUUUAUUUUAGAAAAUUAUUUGAAUAUCUUUUGGAUAACCUGUAUAUAAAGGAGUUCUUGCUCCUAGAGAGACUGAGUAGCAUAGAAAACAAGAUGCAUUUGUUCACAUACCAUUCCUAGUUUUGUUUUUCAUCUUAAGGCAUGUCACUAUAAAGGAAUAUUAUACAAUGACAAUUGCUCCGUAUUGCCAAUCACAGUAGUCUUUCCAAUAGAACAUUUAACUUCUGUUAUUCCCUGUGUAUAUAAAUGUGUUUAAGUUCGAGUUAAAAUAAAGUACUCAAACACCAAGAA
Molecule: messenger RNA, 4210 nt
Organism: Phacochoerus africanus (Common warthog)
Lineage: Eukaryota; Metazoa; Chordata; Mammalia; Artiodactyla; Suidae
Gene: MMRN1
Product: multimerin 1
Exons: 8
Coding region: 117-3779 (1220 amino acids)
Molecular function (GO): calcium ion binding; extracellular matrix constituent conferring elasticity; protein binding
Source: RefSeq, a predicted model, not a curated record